AAUGCAGGCGUCGCCACAAACAGAGCACAUCUGGUGCCCUCAUUACAACAUGAUGUGAUAGUAACAAAGGCCCUCCUUGAAGACGAGAGUGUCAAAGAGGACGCAGCGUUGCUGCUGCAACCAAAGGAUCACACCGAUCUUGACGUUCGCCCAGAGUCGCUUGUCAACCACCCCACAAACAGUGACAUUAUUCUCGUACUAGUUGCACUGAUCCAGGCGCUGGCCUUCCUCGGCCUUGUCCUGGUCCGCUGGAGGUUUUUGGGCGGGCGCCAUGGACUACCUGGACACAAUCAUUUGCCAACAUACCGCUUUGUCAUGCCUGUCGCACAGUCAAUUGCAUGGGAUACGGAGGAUGCUGAUCGUGUUUGCAGCAUUCACAUUCAUGAACUCAAUGCUGCGGUUACGGACAGGUUUCAGAUAUUACACCUCCAAGGACGAUACGGAGGACGACGACGACCUGAAAGACCUGCACCGACGACUUGCUACCGAAUUCGCGCUCGCUAUAUUCAACGCCGCAUUGUCGACUGUUUUCGCAUAUGUUGUCUUCACAACCAACCAGGGGCCGGAGGUUUAUUUUGAGGGUCGCAAGGUCUCGGCUGAGAUCAAUGCUUCAUUUAUCCGAUGGAUCACCUACGACUGGAUGAACGGACUUAUGUGGGAUGGCUACGAACGCGCUCUGGAGCCUCAGCUCCUGCCCAGUUUAACGGACCAGAUGCGUGCCAGGCCCCUGUACAAGGUUUUUGCCCGCACAAGAUUAUAUCCCAAGGAGCAGAGCAAAGAGUCCUUACUCUGGAGGAUAUAUAUUACCAACAGACGUGAUAUUUGGGUCAACUUCGUGUUCGGAGUCAUCUCCUCGGUCAUGGCAUUUGGUAUGCCAUACUUUCUUCAGAAACUGCUUGCAUAUAUCAGUGACCAGGAUGGCCCGCGAGAGAUUGCCUAUGUAUAUGUCUUUGGCAUGCUUAUCAGCGACAUCAUUCGGAGUCUGACCUUUGGACAGAAUCUUUACUAUGGGCGACGUGUCGACGUGCGUGUCCGAACCAUGCUCAGCGCCGAAGUCUAUGCAAAGGCGUUAAGGCGCAAGGACAUGACAGGAAUCGUGACGGAGACGUCUAAGAAGGGAGCUCGAUCGGAUACAGGGAUGAUCACGAACUUGAUGGCAGUCGAUGCCAACCGGAUCGGCAUAUUUGCAUCGUCCAUAUUUUUCCUAUAUACCUGCCCGCUCGAGAUCGCCAUUGCAAUGUUUAUGCUCUACCAUGUCCUUGGACUCUCCGCGUUCGUUGGAUUGGGGGUCAUGGUACUGACUUUCCCAGUGCAUCACUGGGCCGCCAAAAAGUACGCUAAAAUUCAGGAGCAGUUGAUGGAGACCCGGGAUCGCCGUGUUGGCCUGAUGAGCGAGCUCUUGCAGGGCAUCCGUAUGAUCAAGUUUUUCACUUGGGAGAACAACAUCCAGAAAAAGAUCAUGGAGGUCCGUGAUCAAGAGCUUCGCCGCGUCGUUCGACUGUAUAUUAUUUUCACCCUUUUCAUGCUCCUUUGGAUCGGAUCGCCUGUUCUAGUCAUCGUCAUGUCUUUCACCUCCUACACUAAACUGGAAAAUAAGGAACUCAACUUCACCGUCGCUUUCACGUCGAUGGCAAUCUUCUUCGUCUUGCGAUCUCCAGUUGCGAUGUUACCAAGCAUGGUGACAGAUCUGUUGCAGGCAUUGGUGAGCGUCGGAAGAGUCGACGCAUUCUUGAACGAGGACGAAAUCUGGAGAUAUUCGUCCAACGGCCAGGAGAAUGUCACUGCCGGAUGCCUACCCCAGAGCCCGAUGGCUGCACCGCAACAACUCCAACCAACAGGAGCUAUCGGAUUCACGAAUGCUACUUUCAGAUGGCACACCAAAUCGUCUGCUUCUGUUCCAGGAAUCCCUGCAGCACCGGGCUUUAACACUAGCACCGGUGCAUUCAUAUUGAAGGAUAUCACUCUCAACUUUCCGGUGGGAAAGCUCAGCUUGGUUUGUGGCGCCACUGGAUCUGGCAAGACCUCGCUACUUAUGGCUCUAUUAAGAGAGAUGGACUUGAUUUCUGGGUCGGUGAAUCUUCCUCGAGCGACAUCAAAGAUUGUAAACCCUAACACUGGCUAUAUCCCUGGCACCAUCGCAUAUGUGUCGCAGUAUCCUUGGCUCCAGCAGGCCAGUAUUCGCGAGAACAUCAUGUUUGGAUUGCCCUUUGAAUCCGAGAGAUACCAGCACGUUCUGGAGGCGUGCGCCUUGCUACCCGAUUUAGCCGUUUUCGAGCAUGGCGACUUGACUGAGAUUGGAGAGAAGGGUAUCACUCUCUCUGGUGGACAGAAGCAAAGAGUAGCACUCGCCCGCGCCAUGUACUCUAGGGCGCAACACCUGUUAUUUGACGACUGUCUUUCGGCUGUGGAUGCCCAUACCGCCCGACACCUCUUCGAGAACUGUCUUAAGGGACCAUUGAUGAACGGCAGGACCAGAAUUCUUGUCACGCACCAUGUCCGCCUCUGUCUGCGCGAUGCAACUUAUGUCGCUCUGUUGAAGGAUGGGUCAUUGGUGCUGAGCGGUUCCCCUGUCAAGCUGAUUCGCUCAGGCAUGCUUAGCGAAAUUCUGGAGAGGAACGGCAUGUUGGAGGAGGACAAGGAGGCGUCAAGUUCAUGUACAUUGGCAACAGAUAAUGGCACUCUCUCCAAGGAUUUGUCUGUCCGAGGCCCAGCCUCUCCAGGGCAGAAGAAAGAUAGCAAGGCCAAGAAACUUGUCGAAGAAGAAGUGCGAUUCAGAGGGAAGGUUAAGCUGAUGGUUUACGACAUUUACUUGAAGGCAUGUGGAGGUGUAGGGUUCUGGUUCGUCUUAACGUUCAUGAUCGCAGUCGUAGAGGCCAUGGGCAUGGUAGAAGUUCUUUGGCUCCGCGAAUGGGCUAAGGCCUACGAUAAUGCACCUGGCAACGACACCCUUCCCGCCAUCGGUACCGCAUCAGGCAGCCAUCGUGGAAUUUUUGGUGGCCCGCUUACAGAAAGGAUCGAAAUUCUGAGAUGGGGUUUACCUGAGGACAAUCACGAUGGUAUCGUUGAUCUGGACUUUUACAUUGGGAUUUACAGUCUUAUCAUGCUUAUGGGGGUCUUCUUGACCAUCGUCAGGAUGUUUUGGCAGUUCUACGGCUCGCUCAGGGCGUCGAGGUCUUUGUACGAGCAACUUCUGGUCUCGAUCAUCCGUGCUCCCAUCCGCUUCUUCGACACCACACCGUUGGGUCGUAUCAUCAACCGCUUCUCUAAAGACUUUGAAGUUAUUGACGGACAAUUGAUCCAGAAAAUGACGACCAUGCUGGCGCACAUUUUUGGAGUCAUCACGGUUGUUUUAUUAAUUACUCUGGUCACACCCAGUUUCUUGAUCGCAGCAGUUCUUAUUGCCCUAAUGUAUUUUUUUGUCGGCGCCUACUAUAUCGCAUCAAGCCGUGAACUUAAGCGUCUCGAAUCCGUGACAAAGUCUCCUCUCUACAGUCACUUUGGCGAAACACUUGUAGGGGUAUCGACGAUUCGCGCUUUCGGGGUGGAGUCUAGAUUUAUGGAAGAGGUGCUGGUCAAAUUGGAUGACAAUAAUGCCCCUUACUACUUCCUAUGGAUGUGUAACCGUUGGCUCAGCAUUCGGGUGGAUUUCAUGGGUGCCAUGGUCAACUUUAUCGCUGGUGUUCUGAUUUUGCUUAACUUGGAGGAUUUGGAUGCAGGAUGGGCUGGUAUCAGCUUGGGUGCAGCUAUGAGCUUUAUGGGUCUGAUCUACUGGCUGGUUCGUCUCUACACUGAGAUGGAAAUGGCACUGAACAGCGUUGAGCGCGUCAAUGAAUACUUGGAGAUGCCCCAGGAAUUGCCUGCCAUCAUCGAAGGAUCUCGUCCACCAGCUGGCUGGCCGUACGAUGGCAGAAUUGAGAUCAAGGAUCUGACGAUGCAGUAUGCGCCUGACUUGGGGCCUGUGCUUCAUAAUGUAUCUAUCUGCAUUCGUCCACGCGAGAAAAUCGGCAUUGUGGGCAGAACAGGCUCUGGAAAGUCCACGCUGGCUUUGUCGCUGUUCAGAUUCAUGGAGCCCAUGGCGGGAUCGAUUGUCAUUGACGGCAUUGAUAUUUCUAAAAUCGGUUUGGAGGACCUUCGGAGACGCCUGACCAUUAUACCCCAAGAUGCCGUGCUGUUUAAUGGCACUAUUCGAUCCAAUCUAGACCCUUUCCAGGAGCACACCGAUUACGAGGUCUGGGAAGCCAUGCGCAGAGUCCACCUUGUCAAGGGUCGCGGAUCCAGAGCUGGAUCUGCUUCGAAUUCACCUCUCGGUCACAAUGGCGCCUUUUUCCAAAACCCAAACGGCCACUACGCAGACGACCCCUUUGGCAUGAAUGGCCACACGCACCCUCACCAGUAUCAUCAUGACGCAGCAAAUCACCUCUUUAUGAACCCAGAAAUUGAUGUCCCUGUCCCUAUUACAGGUUAUGGUGACCGAGACAUUUAUGAUGACCCGUUCCAUCCUACGGACCGUCUACUCACCGCGCCAACAAGCCCAAUUGGUCUGUCUGCUACGGCUCAAAAUGGCGACGUGGAGCAGUCCUCAGAGAAUGUAAUGACCACAACUUUGCUGCCAAGGAGGGGUAGUAACCCAAAUAGCCUCCUCCCGAUCGAUCCCAUGUCUCCCAAGGUCCUCUGCUCUCCGCUGAACCAGGUCGAUGAAGCUGAAUCGGUCGUGGCAGUCCCAGUAUCCAUUCAUGGAGGUUCGGAGCAACCAGAUGAUCCAUUCGAGAGUCUGGAUAGUCCUGUGAGUGAUGGCGGACAAAAUUUCUCGCAAGGUCAGCGACAGCUUCUGUGCAUGGCUCGUGCGUUGCUUCGCCAGAGUAGAGUCAUUAUCAUGGAUGAAGCAACGGCAAGCGUUGAUUUUGCAACGGAUGAGAAAAUUCAAACGACGAUCCGAAACGAGCUGGGUGACUCGACAUUGAUUACGGUCGCGCAUCGGUUACGUACGAUUAUGGAUUACGAUCGUGUCUUGGUUCUUGAGCAAGGCCGUGUAGUGGAAUUCGAUAGCCCCAUCAAUCUGAUCACAAAUCCGUCAAGUCGCUUCCGUGAUAUGGUUGAGAAGUCUGGCGAGUGCGAUGCGUUGUUUGAGAUGGCUGCCCGGGCGUUCUGAGUUGUGAAGAUCGACUUGUUUUAUUCAUUCUGCAUUGUUCAUUUCUUUUUCUUCCUUUUUCUUUGUGCUUGGUUUUUGUUCCGCAUCCUUCAUUUCCAUUAUCUUAUCCCAUACAUGCAUACAUGCCUUCACUCUCUUUAUCCUAUAUU
Gamsiella multidivaricata is the source of this 5298-nucleotide messenger RNA. Its product is annotated as ABC transporter type 1, transmembrane domain-containing protein. Gene Ontology annotation, cellular component: membrane; fungal-type vacuole. Lineage: Eukaryota; Fungi; Mortierellomycota; Mortierellomycetes; Mortierellales; Mortierellaceae. Gene Ontology annotation, molecular function: ATP binding; ATP hydrolysis activity; ABC-type peptide transporter activity. Gene Ontology annotation, biological process: transmembrane transport. The transcript is spliced from 13 exons. The coding region runs from base 272 to 5149 and encodes 1625 amino acids. The record is from RefSeq and is a predicted model, not a curated record.